Magnolia sinica is the source of this 3625-nucleotide messenger RNA. RefSeq names its product MDIS1-interacting receptor like kinase 1-like. The transcript is spliced from 2 exons. Bases 399 to 3479 code for a protein of 1026 amino acids. Gene Ontology annotation, molecular function: protein kinase activity; protein binding; ATP binding. The record is from RefSeq and is a predicted model, not a curated record. NCBI's taxonomy places the organism in Eukaryota, Viridiplantae, Streptophyta, Magnoliopsida, Magnoliales, Magnoliaceae. Gene Ontology annotation, biological process: protein phosphorylation.
CAAAAGAGGUGGGCUCCCUCUGAUGAACGCCCGGAUCCCUCACACACGUGCCAAAGAUUGUACCACACAUUCACAUGUCAUCAGCUCUCCUCAGUAGUAUAUUAUUAAUCACUGAGAUCAAAAACCCAUGACCAAAGGUUAAUACAUUUUAUCCACUAAUCUAUCCGCAGCUUCUCUUCAUAAACAGCUGUUGCAAAACCCAAGACCUCACGAGCAUCCAAAAAAGAAAAGAAAAGUAAAACAAAUCCCCAUUAAAAAAAAAUAUAAACAAGAUCCAUCUUCUCAACACUUCCAUACAUAUAACUCUACUUCUUUCACCACUUCAACUGCAGAGAAAGAAAGAAGAAAAUGGCAGACGAAAACUAGCGAAGGAGAACGAAAGGAAAAGCAAACAAACAAUGCCCAUCCAUUUACUUCUCCUCUUCUUCUCUUACACUGCCAUUUCUCUUCUCUUUACAGAUGGAGCUCCAGCUCCAGCUCCAGCUACACCUCUGCCCAUCAACGGCAGUGAUGAAUCGGCAGCCCUGCUAUCGAUCAAAGCAAGCCUCAUCGAUCCAUUGGAUCAUCUUCAAGAUUGGGAGAGACCCAUCAACCGGUCCCACUGUAAUUGGACCGGUAUUUCCUGCAAUGCAAUGGGCGCCGUUGAACGGUUGGAUCUCUCGCACAUGAACCUUAGCGGCCUAGUCUCCGAAGACAUCCAACGCCUCCCCAGCCUCGCUUUCCUCAACAUCUGCUGCAAUGCGUUCUCUUCAUCACUGCCGAGAUCUUUAUCCAAUCUCGUCUCGCUACGGAGCGUCGAUAUCAGCCAGAAUUCCUUCGUGGGAGCUUUCCCGGUGGGCCUUGAUCUGGCGGCGGGGCUCUCGAGCAUAAAUGCAUCCGGAAACAAUUUCUCCGGAUCUCUUCCGGAGAGCUUGGCGAAUGUGACUUCGCUGGAGAGCUUAGAUCUUCGCGGAAACUUCUUCCAAGGUACGAUCCCGACGGUCUAUAAGAACUUGCAGAAAUUGAAGUUCUUAGGUCUGUCCGGUAAUAAUCUCGCCGGGCGGAUUCCGGGCGAAUUAGGUGAGCUUUCGUCUCUUGAAACUAUUAUAAUUGGAUACAAUGAAUUCCGAGGAAGUAUCCCUGCGGAAUUCGGGAACUUGACGAAUCUUCUCUAUCUCGAUAUGGCGUUGGGCAAUCUCAACGGCAAGAUUCCUGCCGAGUUAGGGAAGCUUACGCGACUCCGAACGGUUUUCCUAUACAAGAACAAUCUUGAAGGGGAGGUUCCGUCAGAGAUCGGGAGCAUGACGUCGUUGGUGGAGCUGGAUCUUUCCGAUAAUCUGUUAUCAGGGGCGAUCCCGAUCAAAUUAGCUCAGCUGAAAGAUCUUCAGCUGCUGAGUCUGUUCUGUAACCAGUUCACAGGUCCGAUUCCGUCAGGAAUCGGUGAGUUGACUCAGUUAGAGUUGGUAGAAAUAUGGAAUAACUCAUUCACCGGCGCAUUGCCAUUCGAUCUGGGACGGAAUUCGCCAUUGCAGUCUUUGGAUGUAUCGUCGAAUUCAUUCACCGGGAGUAUUCCGGCUGGGUUAUGCAAUGGCGGGAAUCUCACGAAGCUCAUCCUCUUCAAUAACAGCUUCUCUGAUGAAAUCCCGGUAGGUUUAUCAUCGUGCCGUUCGUUGGUUAGAGUACGGAUGCAAGACAAUCGCAUUUCGGGAAUAAUCCCAGUGGGAUUCGGAAAGCUACCGGAUCUUCAACGGCUGGAAUUGGCAUCGAAUAAUCUGACCGGUGUAAUACCAGACGACAUUGCUCUCUCAACUUCACUUGCUUUCAUUGAUCUCUCACACAACCACCUUCAAUCAUCUCUCCCAUACAACAUUCUCUCGAUCCCCAAUCUUCAGAGCUUCGCUGCAUCUGAUAACAACCUAACAGGCGAGAUCCCAAAUCAGUUCCAGGACUGCCCUUCGCUGGCGGUACUCGAUCUGUCAAAUAACGAUCUCUCCGGUAAAAUACCGGCGAGCCUCGCCUCCUGUGAGAGGUUGGUGAAUCUGAAUCUGCGCAACAACCAACUCAACGGAGAAAUCCCUACUGCAAUCGCAACGAUGCCGACGUUAGCGAUUCUUGAUCUAUCCGACAACAAGCUUACAGGCAUUUUACCGGAGAAUUUCGGAAGCUCACCUGCUCUGGAAAUGCUCAAUGUAUCUUACAACAAGCUAAUCGGUCCAAUUCCGGCCAACGGGAUGCUCCGGACUAUAAAUCCAGAUGAUCUUUCCGGCAACCUCGGCCUCUGUGGCGGUGUUCUUCCACCAUGUUCUUUGAAUUCUGCAGUGGUUUCAUCAAGGCAAAGGAAGGUUCACAUCAACCACAUUAUCGCUGGGUGGGCCAUCGGGAUCUCAGCCGUCCUAGCUAUCACGAUGGCUGCAAUGGGAGGGCGGUGGCUAUACAGAAGGUGGCGAUUGAACGGCAGUUUCUGCACAGAGAAGUUCGAUUCCGAAAAUGGAGAAUGGCCAUGGAGAUUGACGGCAUUCCAAAGACUGAAUUUCACCAGCAGUGAGAUAUUAUCUUGUAUAAAGGAAUCGAAUGUGAUCGGUAUGGGUGCAGCGGGGAUAGUCUACAAGGCGGAGGUGCAACGGCUACAUUCGGUGGUGGCGGUAAAGAAGCUUUGGCGAGCUGCUACAGAUGGGGGUGCCAAGGAAGGGGCGGAUUUCAUUAAUGGAGAGGUGAAUUUGCUGGGGAGGCUUCGGCAUCGGAAUAUAGUAAGGCUUCUUGGAUAUUUACACAACGAUACUGAUACGAUGAUGGUGUAUGAGUAUAUGCCGAAUGGGAGCUUGUGGGAAGCAUUGCAUGGGCCGCAAGCGGGUCGGAUGCUCGUUGAUUGGGUGUCGAGAUACAAUGUCGCGGUGGGGGUGGCUCAGGGUCUGGCCUAUCUCCACCAUGACUGCAAUCCACCGGUCAUACACAGAGAUGUGAAAUCGAAUAAUAUUUUGUUGGAUGGGAAUCUAGAGGCUAGGAUCGCUGAUUUUGGGUUGGCACGGAUGAUGAUCAAGAAGAACGAGACCGUGUCUGUUGUCGCUGGAUCCUACGGCUACAUCGCUCCAGAAUAUGGUUACACAAUGAAGGUGGACCAAAAGACGGAUAUAUACAGCUUUGGAGUGGUUCUCAUGGAACUCCUCGCUGGGAAGAGGCCGUUGGAGCCGGAAUUCGGCGAUUGCAUCGACAUUGUCGAAUGGGUCCGCUGGAAAAUACGCAACAAUAACGGCAUCGAAGCGCUCGAUCCGAACAUGGGCCCACAGUGCAAGCACGUGCAGGAAGAGAUGCUACUGGUCCUUAGGAUCGCACUCGUGUGCACGGCCAAGUUCCCCAAGGACAGGCCAUCCAUGAGGGACGUACUAACCAUGUUGGGGGAGGCUAAGCCUCGGAGAAAAAGCAGCAGCAGCAACAACAAUAGUAACAACGACAACAAAGAGAGGCCGGUCUUUAGCACUUCACCUGUAUCAGGCCUGCUGUAGUUGUUUUUAUUGUAUGUAGUUUUAUUGUUAUUAUUUUGUAUCAUGGAAUAUCGAUGUAGGCAUGUCGCCUGAGUAGAGAUGGAUGCAUAUAUGGUGUUGGAUUCUUCUUCUUUUUUUCUCAGAUGGAUGAAUUUCCAAUUUUGUAA